Chrysoperla carnea is the source of this 621-nucleotide messenger RNA. Its product is annotated as male-enhanced antigen 1-like. Gene Ontology annotation, biological process: spermatogenesis. The transcript has a single exon. The record is from RefSeq and is a predicted model, not a curated record. Bases 156 to 620 code for a protein of 154 amino acids. NCBI's taxonomy places the organism in Eukaryota, Metazoa, Arthropoda, Insecta, Neuroptera, Chrysopidae.
UAUUGUUGAACUGUCACUGUCAAAAUGACAUUUUGAAAUUUAUGGCAUUAAUGGAAUAAAAUUUAAAUUUAUUGAAGAAUUUAAUAAUUUUAUUACAGUGUUUGGGGUGCCCAGUGUUUUAAUUAUAUUUACUUGAAAUAUAAAUAUUUUAUAAAAUGGUGUAUCAAUAUUCACCAGAUCCUCCAGAUGAAACACCAGAAAUAAAACCAGUACCAUCAUUACAAAAUGAUCAUUUAGGAGGCGAUAGUAAUGAUGAAAGUGACGAAGACGAUGGUUUUGAAUACGAUGGAUACGAACCAAUUCCUGUAGCACCUGACUUGGUGGAAAGUUCUUAUGAAAGUGAUGACGAUAUUGACAAUGCGUCAGCUGUUGCACCUGAAAUUUCAAAUUUACCAACUGCUCCAAGUAUUGAUGAGGAAAUAUUAAAAGAAAUUUGGUCAACACCAUCAGUGGCUACAAUACCUAUGGAUGCAGCUAAAGAGGAUCAAAUUAGAAAUGCUAUGGCUAAUUUUACAUUGCCAGCAUCAUCGAUACCCGAAUGGGCGGCUGUUAUUCCUGAUGAAGAUUUUAAAAAACAAUUACAAGAUUGGAUUAAACAACAGAAAAUCCAACAAAAUUAAU